UCAGUCAUGUGAUCAGCUGUGUCCAAUCACAGCUGAUCACUGAUGAUCGGUGUGCCCUGAUGAUCAGUGUGGCUCCAGAAGUGCCACCUGUCAGUGUCCAUCAGUGCCAGCUGUCAGUGCUGAACAGUGCCACAUGCCAGUGCCCAUCAGUGCCACAUCAAUGCCACAUAUCAGUGCCUACCAGUGCGCAUCAAUGUCACAUAUCAGUGCCCAUAUGAGCUGCCUUUCAGUGCCACCUAUCAUUGCCAAUCAGUGCCACCUAUCAGUGCUGCCAAUCAGUGCCAUCUAUCAGUGCCGCCUAUCAGUGCCGCCUAUCAGUGCCACCUAACAGUGCCAGUCAGUGCCACCUAUCAGUGCCAGUAAGUCCUGCCUAUCAGUGACACCUAUCAGUGCUGCUUUUCAGUGCCCAUCAGUGAUGCCUGUCAAUGCUCAUCAGUG
Staurois parvus is the source of this 438-nucleotide messenger RNA. The record is from the annotation of a GenBank genome assembly. NCBI's taxonomy places the organism in Eukaryota, Metazoa, Chordata, Amphibia, Anura, Ranidae.